ACCAGUCUAAAUGGGAAAAUCGAGAAAGUACUAGGAGUAUGCUAUGAUGGGUUAGAUGAGAAAGAUAAGGCAAUCUUUCUUCACAUUUUCUUGUUUGUUCAAUGGUGAAAAGGUUGAUCAUGUGAAGCAAUUGCUUGCCAAGAGUGCAUUGGAUGCAAAAUUUGGACUUAAAGUCCUUGUUGACAGAUCUCUUAUACAUAUUUGUGCUGAUGGAUAUAUAGUAAUGCAUUGUUUGCUACAACAAUUGGGUAAAGAAAUUACUCGGGAUCAAUGUCUUGAUGACCCCGGGAAACGUAAGUUUCUAGUUGAUGCUUUGGAGAUUUCAUAUGUACUAGUAAAUGAAACCGUAAGCGUUAACACAUGUCCUACUCAUCACAAAGUCCACUUUAGCUAAUGCAUGAAGUAACUGCGUUCUUUCUUUGGGUAUAUAUAUGCAGGGUACAGAAACUGUUUUAGGAAUAUCAUUAGAUAUGUCUGAAAUUGAGGAUCAAGUGUAUAUAAGUGAAAAUGCCUUUAAGAAAAUGCCUAAUCUCCAAUUCUUGAGGCUAUACAAGAAUUUUCCAGAUGAAGCAAUCAAGUUAUACUUACCUCAGGGCUUGGAUUACCUACCACGUAAACUUUAGAUUACUACAUUGGGAUUCGUAUCCGAUAAAAUGUAUGCCCUCUAAGUUUUGUCCUGAAUAUCUUGUCCAACUUACUAUGCAAGAUAGGAAGCUUGAGAAACUUUGGGAAGGUAUUCAGCCACUGACAAGUCUCAAGUAUAUGGAUUUGAGCGCAUCCACAAACAUUGAAGAUAUCCCAAACCUCUCAACAGCAACAAAUCUGGAGAAGUUGUACCUUAGGUCCUGCGAAAAUUUGGUCACAGUCCCUUCUUCUGUUAUACAAAAUCUUAAUAACCUCAAAGUCCUAGACAUGUCUUGUUGCGUAAAACUGAAGACUCUUCCAACCAACAUCAACUUGGAAUCACUUAGCGUCUUAAAUCUGAGAGGAUGCUCAAGGCUGAAGACUUUUCCUCUAAUCUCAACGCAUAUUCAAUUCAUGUCUCUUGGGGAAACUGCGAUAGAGAAAGUGCCUUCAUUAAUCAAAUUAUGUUCUCGUCUUGUUUCAUUGGAAAUGGCGGGAUGUAAGAACCUUAAAAGAUUAACAUCUUUCCCUGCAAGUAUGGAGAUCGUGGACAUAUCCUGGACUGGAGUCGUGGUAAGAACCUUAAAAGAUUAACAUCUUUCAUCUAGAACACAUGCAUAUUGAGCACAUGCGUAAGCCGUACGUUUGUGUAUUUGAAAACCGUUGUUAUAGUCCUAUUUUGAGAUAAAUUUCCUUUGUACGUCGAAUUAGCUUUGUUAAAAUUUGUGUACACAAAACACGUCUUUGAUUAAUUCACAAACAAACCAUACUAAAAUCUUAGAUUGGCUGUUCGACUAUUUUUACACAUGGGAGUACUCAUUUUGUGUCACGGAAAUUGGAUUUCUACAAUAAGAGGAUUUACGAAAAACAGCAACCAAUAAAAAGAUCUUAUUCCAGCCACAUUGACCGACACAUGGCAUCACAUAGUUUGACUAAUCAUUUAAUAGUUUUUGACUCUUUUAACUUUCCGGGCUUCGCCAAUUUGCCCCUAACUCGGAACGAAGCAGACGAUGAUGCUAAAGGAGAAAGAACGGAAGGAGGAGAUAAGUUUCGAAAGAGUUUCCAAUGGCCGAUCCUUCGUUAUCGGCCAUUCUCUUCCUUCGCAAUUGGUUUUGCUUGCUGGUCCUCUCUCGAUUUUUACUCUCUCUCUUUUUUUUUUUCCUUAAAGCUUGAAGAAGGGUUUCUAUUUUUCUUUUUUCAAUUGGUUAUGUGUUUAAUUUAUGUUUUGGUGUUUUUUUUUUUUGAACUCCAUAAAUCAUGUGCGAUGAAGUCGAAUCAUUGCUUUGAAUAUUACUAAAGUUAGGGUUUUGCUAUAGAAAAUAGGCUCAAGUUUUUGGAAAAGUCUUGUUUUAGUGGAAAACCAAGUUGUGAUUGCUUUGUCUUUUCUCAUUUGUUUUCUUUUUUUAACCGUAGAGUGACUGAAUAGCAGUGUUCUUUUGUUGUUGACAAAAUCUGUUGACCCAUUUGAAAUCUCUCUCUAGUAAUAAUGGUAUUAGCCUUUUAUCUGCUCGAUUUUGAAGAAUCUCUGAUUCUAGGCUGGGAAGUCGUAUGGUGUUGUUCAUCCCAUGGGUUAGCGUUCAACUAUACUGGGUUAGUUAAGUUAGUUAGUUAACAACUUAACAUCCAUGGAUUGACAUUCCUACUUGAUAUGAAAAAGUUGGUUGCCCUGCUUCUUCUUUUGUUAGCUGCUCUUCUACAUUAUAAUCAGUUGCUUGGAUUUUUUAGGUCUUGAUUUGGUUGACAAUGAGAGCUAUGCUAGAGACUAGAGUCAUGUACAUAUAAAUUUAUUGUAUUUUUGACCAUUUAAGGUAUGUUAAAGCCCCUUAAGAUUAUAUUAACACAUAACUAUGGAUGUGUUUUAUUCUGACCAAUUCUCUGAAACAACCAAAUCAGCUUUAGUUAAUCUUUACAUUCCUUUCUCCCUAGUAAGAUCUGAUUUUUUUUUUAUGAUUACCUUUAUGUUUCUUAAUUGUUUGACUUUUCAGAAGUUUCGUAAUACCUUCCAAGACGAGACUCGCUAUAAUAAACCACCAGCUUGUGGGAAAUCUCCAGGAAAUAAUGGAGAUGAAGGGUUUUUGACUUUUAACAAGAUUAUUCACUCAAUGAUAUAGAGAAGUUGAAAGAAGCUAGACUUAUGGUUAGGCUUUUGGAUUUUCUGGGCCUCUUGCUUAGGUUCCAUCAUCCAUCAUGUCUGCUUCUUCGUCUUCUUCUUUAUUGUCCCCUACUCAAUGGAGAUAUGAUGUCUUUCCAAGCUUCAGUGGUCAAGAUGUCCGUCGAAACUUUCUCAGCCACUUGCUCGGUGAAUUUAAUCGCAAAGGAAUCAACACAUUUGUAGAUAAUCAAAUCAGGAGGACCGAGUCCAUCGGCCCUGAGCUUGUACAAGCUAUACGAGCAUCGAGGAUUGGGAUCGUCAUCCUCACGAAGAACUACGCUUCUUCACGUUGGUGCUUAGAUGAGUUGUCGGAGAUUAUGGAAUGCAGAACUACUACAGGUCUAAAGGUGAUGCCAAUUUUCUACGAAAUGAAUCCAUCUGAUGUAAGAAGACAGCGUGGAGAUUUUGGGGAGGGUUUCGAGAGACCUUGUGUGGGGAAAACAGAGGAGCAGAAGCAGAAAUGGAAGCAAGCUUUGACUGAUGUUGCCAACAUAAGCGGCCAGCAUUCACAGAAUUGGUUAGUUAUCUUCUCUCCACUAGUGUUUCAUCUUCCAUGUGGAUCAGUUUUGUUAGUAUAAUGAGACUUCUUCAUUUGCUAUCUUGAAUUUUUGGAACAUAUUUGCAUGAAUGUGUAGUUGAUAGGCAAUAUCUGUCACAUAGGAUGAUACUGCUUAUAAUCGUGUAAAUAACAUCGAAAAAAGACGGGAAUAGUUGUUCUAAGGGAUAGCGAAGCUGCUAUGAUGUUAAAAAUUGCUACAGACGGUUACUAACAUGUUGAACUCCACACCGUCGAGGGCUUUUGAUCAUUUAGUUGGAAUGGAACCUCAUAUAACAAAGAUGAAUUCUUUGUUAUGCAUGGAAUCUAAUGAAGUGAGAGUCGUAGGGAUUUGGGGUCCUGCAGGAAUUGGCAAAACCACGAUUGCUAGAGCGUUAUACGAUCUAGUUUCCAGUGACUUUCAGCUCAGUAUUUUUAUGGAGAAUGUCAAAGGAAACUACAGCUCGAAGUUGCAGUUGCAAGAAUAUUUUCUUUCUGAAAUCCUCAACCUCAAAGAUAUGAGGAUAAAUCAUUUAGGUGUGGCAAAGGAGAGGCUAAACUCCUGGAAAGUGUUUAUUGUUCUUGAUGAUGUUGAUAAACUAGAGCAACUAGAAGCUGUAGCAAAUGAACUUUUGUGGUUUGGCGCUGGAAGUAGGAUCAUCGUGACCACUGAAAACAAAGACCUUUUCAAGAGACAUGAUAUCAAGCAUAUUUAUGAGGUGAAGUUUCCGUCUGGCAAUGAAGCUCUGCAAAUCUUUUCUCGAUCCGCCUUCAAACAAGAUUCUUCACCGGAAGGAUUCAUGGAGCUUGCAGUUGGAGUUAGACAAGUCACUAAUCAUCUUCCAUUAGGACUUUGUGUUUUAGGCUCUUCAAUGCGAGGUAAAAGCAAAAUUGAGUGGGAACAUGAACUGCAUCGCCUAAAAUCAAGUCUUCAUGAUGACAUUGAUAAGAUAUUAAGAAUUGGCUAUGAUAGCUUAGGUGAUACUAGUAUAUGUAAAACUAUAUUUCUCCAUAUCGCGUGUUUAUUCAAUGGUGAAGGAGAGGAUAUUCAGCUUCUUGAAAAUAGCAUUAUUGACGUGAAAUAUGGACUUGGUGUUCUUGUCGAAAGAGCGCUUGUGUCCAUAUCAAGUGGCAAACAUAUCACAAUGCACCAUUUGCUACAACAAAUGGGAAGAGGAAUCGCACAAGAAAAAAACGCUGAUGAGCCUGGGAAACGUCAAUUCCUCAUAGAAUCUGAGGAGAUUCGAUUUCAUUUCAGAUGCUUAGAAGCCUGAAAAAGAUGGAAUUGAGUGGCUCUACGAGCUUGGAAGAACUUCCUAAUCUUUCAGAAGCAGUGAAUUUGGAGCAUUUGGAUAUGAGGGAUUGUCACAGUUUGCUCAAGCUUCCUCCCUCUAUCUGGACACUUACUAUGUUGGAUUUCUUAGACCUUCAAGCCUGCAGAAAUUUAGAGCCUCUUCCAUCAAACUACGCUUUGGAGUCUCUAAGUUACCUCAACGUUAGCUAUUGCCCAAAACUCAAAAGUUUUCCAGAGAUUUCUAGUGACAUUGAACAUCUUAAUGUGUCCUUUACCAUGAUACCACAAGUGUCUCCAUCUCUUAACCUUUGGGAUUUUCUUCAUACAUUGGAUUUGACUGGUUGUGAAAACGUUACAGAGUUUCCACUUGUUCCGCACA
Messenger RNA from Camelina sativa (false flax), 4984 nucleotides. The record is from RefSeq and is a predicted model, not a curated record. Lineage: Eukaryota; Viridiplantae; Streptophyta; Magnoliopsida; Brassicales; Brassicaceae.